This is a messenger RNA of Onychomys torridus (southern grasshopper mouse), 6184 nucleotides long. It is a transcript of the gene Gpr173, whose product is annotated as G protein-coupled receptor 173. NCBI's taxonomy places the organism in Eukaryota, Metazoa, Chordata, Mammalia, Rodentia, Cricetidae. Gene Ontology annotation, cellular component: plasma membrane. Gene Ontology annotation, molecular function: G protein-coupled receptor activity. Bases 1212 to 2333 code for a protein of 373 amino acids. Gene Ontology annotation, biological process: G protein-coupled receptor signaling pathway. The transcript is spliced from 3 exons. The record is from RefSeq and is a predicted model, not a curated record.
CCCUCCCUUGCUCUCCCUGCUUCCCUCCCUCCUCCACCCGCCCCUCGGGCAGGGACUGUGCAAAUCGAGGAGAGGGGAGGACCAACAGGCUACAUAGGGUCCAGCUAAGAGGCCACGAUUCCUCCCUGAGACCCUAGCCAAGCUAGGUGUUUCCCGCAUCAUGGAACCUGGAUUUGUGUGAAGCGGGGUGAUUCCCGGGCCAGGAAGGUCCUUCCGGCAGGUCCACCAUACCUUCAUCUCGCAUCAGGACCCCUCUUGGAUGCUCUGAGCCACCCUUCUCAACCCGGAUCUAAAACCUGGGACACGGCUAUCAGGCCAGCCUCUCUCUCCCUCCACCCCUCCCCCUCUUUCUGGCGUCCAUCCCCUCCCCAACACCACCUCUGCUGCUGCCUCUGGCUGUGGACCUGCACCUCUUCUCCAUCCUCGCCAGGCCCGGAGAGUGGGGUUAGCCUGGAUGAGAGUGUGCCCCUAACCUGGGGCCCUCCCAGGCCAUGGCUCGUGUGCUCCCAGGGAGGAGUCCAGGACCCUGAGCAUCUGCUAGAAGCUUGGCAGAGGCCCCGCUGGGACCGUGUCUUCUGAGGACAAAAGGCUGCGGCCAGCAGGCAGACUGGGUGGGGGGUUGGGGGGGAACCGGCAGCCAGGCAGGCAGACCAGUAGGGAAGCCAGCCCUGGCCCCCUCCCAGACUGGCGGUAGCAUGAAGAUGGGGGUGGGAGUGUGUAGCGGGAGAAGCACCUGCCAGGACCCCCACCUGCCCGCUACUUGGGCACCCCAAAGCUGUGUGCUGUCCACCUGGUGUUCCCCAACAUCUCCAGCUCUACCAAGUGCACCCCUCUGGCACCUGCUUCCCCUGCUGCCAGCGAUUUAGACCAACCAGGCUGUAUCCACGGCAACAGAAGCAGGAGUGUCACUGGCUGCCAGAUCACUGAGGGUCCCACAAUGUGGACUGGACUGUGGUGUAUCCUGGUUGAGAUCGAGUGAUUCCCCCUUCCUGAAUUCCAAGACAGUCCUGCUAAGAGAACCCAGUCUCUACCCACAGGUCACAUACUUUUGCUCACUCACCCUGGAAGAUGUGUCCCAACUAGUGGGAGGAAGCGGCUAUAGGAAUAGAGGAAGGUGUAGCUCAGCAAGACAACUGAUGGAGUCCCCCGGGGCCCAUCAAAUACUGGACUGGCCGACCCCCUAGGGUUGGGGGUAGCCCUUGCCCCUCAGUAUGGCCAACACCACCGGAGAGCCUGAGGAGGUGAGCGGCGCACUGUCCCUGCCAUCAGCAUCGGCUUAUGUGAAGCUGGUGCUGCUGGGACUGAUCAUGUGUGUAAGCCUGGCAGGCAAUGCCAUCUUGUCCCUGCUGGUGCUCAAGGAGCGUGCCCUGCACAAGGCUCCUUACUACUUUCUGCUGGACCUGUGCCUAGCUGAUGGCAUACGCUCUGCCAUCUGCUUCCCCUUUGUACUGGCUUCUGUGCGCCAUGGCUCCUCAUGGACCUUCAGUGCACUCAGCUGUAAGAUUGUGGCCUUUAUGGCUGUGCUCUUUUGCUUCCAUGCGGCCUUCAUGCUGUUCUGCAUCAGCGUCACCCGCUACAUGGCCAUCGCCCACCACCGCUUCUAUGCCAAGCGCAUGACACUCUGGACAUGCGCAGCUGUCAUCUGCAUGGCCUGGACCUUGUCUGUGGCCAUGGCUUUCCCACCUGUCUUUGAUGUGGGCACCUACAAGUUUAUCCGAGAGGAAGACCAGUGCAUCUUUGAGCAUCGCUACUUCAAAGCAAAUGACACACUGGGCUUUAUGCUUAUGUUGGCUGUGCUCAUGGCAGCCACACAUGCUGUCUAUGGCAAGCUGCUACUCUUCGAGUAUCGUCACCGCAAGAUGAAGCCAGUGCAGAUGGUGCCAGCCAUCAGCCAAAACUGGACAUUCCAUGGCCCUGGGGCUACCGGCCAGGCUGCUGCCAACUGGAUCGCUGGCUUUGGCCGUGGGCCCAUGCCACCAACUCUGCUGGGUAUCCGGCAGAAUGGGCAUGCAGCUAGCCGGCGGCUACUGGGCAUGGACGAGGUCAAGGGUGAAAAGCAGCUGGGCCGAAUGUUCUACGCGAUUACACUGCUCUUCCUGCUCCUCUGGUCACCAUACAUCGUGGCCUGCUACUGGCGAGUGUUUGUGAAAGCCUGCGCUGUGCCCCACCGCUACCUGGCCACUGCUGUUUGGAUGAGCUUCGCCCAGGCUGCUGUCAACCCAAUCGUCUGCUUCCUGCUUAACAAGGACCUCAAGAAGUGCCUGAGGACUCAUGCCCCUUGCUGGGGCACAGGAGGUGCCCCAGCUCCCAGGGAACCCUACUGUGUCAUGUGAAGCAAGCCAGUAGGUGAUAGGCUGGGGGAAAGUCGUGAUCACCAUAUUGGGGCCAACAGCAGGGGAAGAGAGGGACCCAUACAGAAGCCUUCCUUUUUGAGCUGCAGCCCAGGCUCUCAAACCAUCCCUAGCUGAGGCAUUUCGCCAACACCUCCCUCGGGCUGGAAACUGGCUGAGGAACUGGAGGCAUUUCUAGUUUUGUGGGGCUUGUCCUGCAGCCUCCUCCACUUCUCCAAUCUCCUUUUCCCGUGCCCUCCCUGCCUCUCUAUCCCACUCCCCUGUCCUGUCUUUCUAAAGUGACGAGUCAGUAAAAGAAAACGAACUGAAAAUGCAGGGGUUUUAAUAAUAACAGCUGAGGAAACAGGCUUUCUUACUUAAAUGUACCCCCCCCCCGCCCCUUUGACAUUGUCAGGAAAUGGGAAAUUUCUCCUGUAAAAUAGAUUUCCAGAGAUCUUACUGCCCCCUGGGCUCCCAUUCACCCUCCCCUUCUAAGUCCCUUAGCAAGACCUGGAUGUUUAGGAAAUAUUGACUUAAGGCUUCACACAAGAGGGACCAAAUGGGGUGCUGCCCUCCUGGGGAGCAAGGAUGUUUAAAUUGCUAUGUUGUGUGCAAUGUUGUUUCUGGCUAACCUUGAUCCCAAGCCUAGUCUCCUAUCCCUCCCUACCAUAUCCAGACUUUUGCAGGUGUUUCUUGAGGCUCUGUUUGAGAAGCCGAGAGCAUACAGGGAAGGGUCUCCAUGAUGUGCCCAGGCUAGAUGAAGAGCCAAGCAGUAGAUGAGCUCCUCAAGCAAAAUAGACCAAACUUAGCUACAUUCUCUCAAACUUUCCCUUGGGUCCCCUACCCUUUCUCCCUAGAAAUACACAUGCACUUGCAGGGAUGAUGUGGGUAUAAGCUGAGAGGGGAAGUCAUCCGUGGAAGUAUAGGGAGAUGGUUGAACUCCUCAGAGUGGCUGGACUCCAGAGCCUGGGGUGAGAGCUAAUUCAACCCCACAGUUGUUUCUUGGGUUCACACUAUUCUGAAACUGAAAAUUCUUUGGGGGCCUUGGUAAUCAAUAGUGCUACAAACGUCAAGGCCCCGUGGACUUGAGUCCAUCCCUUCCUGGAACCUCUUUUUUGUCCCUCCUUAGUUGCUCUUCUGGGCCCAAAUAUCCUUCCUCGCAGUCCUUCCUACCUCCACCUUUACUUACACGCAAAGUGGAGCAGACUACACCCGAAUUCCACAGGUGGAAGGUCCCAAGCCUCUUUCCCACAGACAGAGGCCACUCUGGGCUUACUUCAAGGCCAGUUCUAUAGACUGGUGAGCCAAGCUGGAACUCUUUGCCUAAGUUUGGGACUGUGAUCUCUCCAUCCCCUUUCUUUCCUUAUACACUCCUGUCCUAAACUCCACCUCUACCCCAAGACAGCCCCUGAACUGAGGAAGCCUUGACCCAAAAGCAAUGAAGGGGGUGCUCUAGACAGAAGAGAUAUUGAUGAUGCUGGUUGUGGAGUUGCCGUGGAAAAGCAGACCAGAGUAGCUGAGAGGCUGGGAAUGUGGGGGGCUGGGCUAUUCUCUCAGUGAUGAUGAUAGGAAAGCCUUUCUGAAGGCUGGGGUGGAAAGACCAAGGUGGGAGGGCAAAUAGGGUAGACUCAGGAGGGGUUUCCUCCAUUCCCUUUUUCUAACUGCCUGGAUUCAUCAUUGGAUUUUGUAAAUGGAAAAACUGAAAUGAACAAUGUUAUAUUGGGUGUUCUCUCUCUCUCUCUCUCUCUCUCUCUCUCUCUCUCUCUCUCUCUCGUGUUUUUCUCUGUCUGUGUCCUAUCUGUGUAUGAUCACACGUUGGGAGGUAUGACUGAGUGAGACUGUGUGUGUCUGUGUGACUUUGUGUGGAUAGGAAACCCUGAGGAAAGCUUGCCUGGUACACAUAUGUAAGCAAAUACCUAUGUGAGGGAAUAGAGUAUACACACACACACACACACACACACACACACACACACACACACACGGGGAGAGGAGACACACAAAGAAGGAGAGGAGACAAAACUUAGUAUGUGCCUGCAGCAGGAAAUAGCGUGCUUAGGAGAUGGAACCUGAAAUUUUUUAUGUAUGUAUGUGUCAAGAGGAUCAACUUCCAUCUCAUGAGAUUGUCUUCCCUUGGCCCAGCUUCUGAGCACCAGGUGAGGAGAAGAUAGUUUAGAACCCCAUCUCUUCCAAAUGUCUGGAGAUUCAGUGCCUACCCCAAAAUUCAAAUAAGGUAUUUCUGAAAUUGGACCACCAUGGAAAUAGGAACUGGGAGUGGGGGGAUCAAACAUGGAGAUAAUGGGGUUAAGAAAUGGCCCCCUGCAAUGUAAUGGCUUUCAGAGGAAUUGCUGAGUUUGAACUGGGAAUUCUUAAGGUUCCACUGUAUACAGUUGGGACUUUGCUUAGUUUUCACUAAAUUCAGAAGGAAGGAUGACAUGGAGAAAAACAAAACCCAAAUCUGGGGGUCUACCCAGCUGGUCUACUCCCUAGGCGCUCAAUUAAUUUACUGUUUAUUUACUUAUUCCUUCAGGUGCACAGAAUUGAGCUAACCAUAUUCCUCAGUUCUUGGCACACUAUAUCAUCAUUGGUCCAUGCAAGGUCCUUUUAUUAUUUUGUUUUGUGCCUUUCAUCACCCAUGCCCGAUCCCAUCCUUCCCCACCCCACACAGACACCACUCUUCUGUACUUAAUGUAUGUCCUUCUAAACCACCGUUCAUGUGUUUAUUUACUUAAGUGUAUCUGUGGAAAAUAUAUGGUAUUGAUGUUUUGAUUUACAUAAACAGUAUUGUACUAUAAAGCUUGUUCUGUUUCUUUUUUCACUCAACAUUCUGUUUUUUGAGAGAUCCAGCCAUGUUGCUAUACAUAGAUCAAAUUCAUUCUAGUAGGUCCAUCUAAAACAUAUAUCACAUUUUAUUCAUUCUCCUGGUAAUGGACUCCUGGGUUCCUUUCCUCUGCUACCACAGCAAGGCUGCAAUGGGCAAUUAUCUCCUCUCCUUAGGGAUGCCUAAUUUAAAGGAAACGAGCUCAGAGAGGGGCAGUGAUUUGGCUAGAGUCACAAUGCUAGUCUCCUGCGAUGUGAACUCUAGAAUCAAAGCCAAAACUCCACCAUCAUGCCUCGACAAAGACCAGCUAUCUCUGGUCAUAAAUAAAAUAAAAUAAAAUAAAAUCUUAGGGUGUGAUUAAUAGCAACAUUCACUUAGGAAAAGCUGGGAGGAGAAAUACUGUGUACACAAAGAGAUUUUAAAGUUCUAGAAAAAUCUAGCAGAUUAGUUGAAUCUCCAUUAAUUUUUAUGACGCAGAGGAAGUUAUUUUUUGCGUCUGUGCUUGUUUCUGGAGCCAUUUUGCAGAGAUGGAAAAAGCCAUGUCAAAACCUGACCACCAAACCAAAGACCUCAGAUAUUUAAAUUACUAGCACGUCAAGGCAACCUACGUCUGAGGGGCUACAGCGCUCUCCCCAGGGACUUAUGCUGGUGGGGGAAGGGACAGAUUUUAAAAAGUGCGUAGUUGAUCUGGGGAGCGGGGCGGGGAGAACGAUAGCGAGGCUCUCUGAUUUCAUUCGAGCACAUCUCGCUCCCUGGUGCUUGCGCACUUCCAGCCACCCUCUCCGCGUCUAGUCUUUGGUCUUCCGAAUCGCUGGUACUUUUCCCAUUGGAUAAAACAUGGCAAGAACGAGGGUAAGGGGUUUCUUACCCUAGCUUUCCUCACAGCCAAUCGCCCUUCAGUUUUCCUCUCAUCACUGGGGCAGCCAGCCUGAUGAUUGGUAGGUGCGAAGGGAGCCAAUUAGAAAAUGAUGAUGUGUAGUGUUGGCAAGCGGAUUGCGUGAGAGAAGGCAGGGGUUGAGGGAACGCUAACGCCACC